AUGGCUUUGGCAUCUCUCGCUGCGCUGCUGACCAUCGCUCUGGCUUUGCUGAACGCCAAGCAAGGCACCUUACUUGCCGGUGCCGUAUCUAGGAAACCAGCUCAGGCCGUUGAGGUCCUUCCGAGCUCGUUCGCUGUCCUCCCGCAAAAUGAUUCGUCGUUGUUCCGCACGGACGCCUUCGCGACCUUCAAUCCGACCAACACCGCUGCCCCGUUCUUCCAAGUCAUCGACCCCGGCUUCUACGAUAUCCUUGGAUCCAACGCGUCGAUCCACAAGAUAGCCUCGCGAUCGGACUUCGCGUUCGCCCACGAGGCGCCCAUCUGGAUAGAGGAGACCAACGAAAUAUUCUUUGCCAGCAAUGACGGUGGCGCGUUGGGGAUGAGUGAUCUGAACCAUAACAGCCAAUACUCGAAGAUCAACCUCACGGAAGCCGAGGCGGCGCUGGACGCGGGUGCUGAGGAAGUGAAUGUUACCUUCACGAAAAUGACGAACGGUGGUACAGGUCCAGUGGGCGGUAACCUGCUGCUGAUCACGUCCGGCAGAGGGCCUGCGGCUUCUUCCAUCGUUCUCGUCAACCCGAGCCCGCCGUUUAACACGACUGUCCUCCUGGACAACUUCUUCGGUCGUCAGUUCAACUCCCUGAACGAUAUCAAGAUCCACCCGAAGAGCGGCAAAUAUUUCUUCACCGACGUCACGUACGGCUGGCUAAACCAUUUCCGACCCUUACCUGCCCUGCCAAACCAGAUUUACCGGUUCGAUCCGGUGACGAGCGCCGUCCGUGUCGUCGCGGACGGCUUUGACAAGUGCAAUGGCAUAGCGUUCACAAAGGACGGCAAGACCGCAUAUAUAGCGGACACGGGGGUGGUUUCCGGCUUUUUGGGGAACAACGGGACGGAGCCGGCCACGUUGUACCAAUUCGACGUCGACGAGAAAACGGGGGCGUUCCUGAACCGCCGCGUGUUCGCCUACGUGGAUACGGGGGUGGCGGACGGGGUGCAGGUGGACAGCAAAGGGAACGUGUACGCAGGGUGCGGCGACGGCGUCCAAGUUUGGGACGCUGAAGGCACGCUGCUGGGCAAGUUCUUCCUGAACACCACCUCCGCCAACUUGGUGUUCGCUGGCGAAGGCACGCUGGUCAUCCUCGCGGAAACGGCGGUCUAUCUGGUGCGUAACUUGCUGGCGAAGGGGCUCAAUUUGGGAGGACCCACAAGAGCGUGA
Molecule: messenger RNA, 1218 nt
Organism: Punctularia strigosozonata HHB-11173 SS5
Lineage: Eukaryota; Fungi; Basidiomycota; Agaricomycetes; Corticiales; Punctulariaceae
Product: calcium-dependent phosphotriesterase
Exons: 7
Coding region: 1-1218 (405 amino acids)
Source: RefSeq, a predicted model, not a curated record